Microplitis mediator is the source of this 4622-nucleotide messenger RNA. It is a transcript of the gene LIMK1, whose product is annotated as LIM domain kinase 1. The transcript has 8 exons. Gene Ontology annotation, molecular function: protein serine/threonine kinase activity; protein binding; ATP binding. The record is from RefSeq and is a predicted model, not a curated record. Lineage: Eukaryota; Metazoa; Arthropoda; Insecta; Hymenoptera; Braconidae. The coding region runs from base 527 to 4252 and encodes 1241 amino acids. Gene Ontology annotation, biological process: protein phosphorylation; actin cytoskeleton organization. Gene Ontology annotation, cellular component: nucleus; cytoplasm.
AUACAAACAAUUAUCGCAAAUAUUUUCUUAGAUUACAGAUAUUAAAAUUUAUUUGUCUAAGAAUUAGUCUUUUAUACAAAAUAAUAAUAAUAAGUGAUUUUAAAAUUUAUUUUAUUAUUAUUUUUUAAUUUAAAUACAAAAGCCAAGUUGAAAAAAAAAAUAUUAGAAACUAUCUCCACAUAUAUAAAACGUUAUCUAUUUAAUCGAUUUAACUAUAGUCUGUUACAGUCGCUGCUAAAAAAAUUUCAGUAGAUGGAAUACAACAAUUUAAAAGCGUACAUACUCUUUAUAAUUUAAUAAUUUAGAAAUGAGUACCCCCACUUAUUCUAGUUCCAAGAGAUUCAUGAUGGCUGAAAUGUCAGUUUGCUGAAGCUGUUGAUCGUGGGUGUACUUAGUGUUCACUUGUGUUGUACAUAGAGUGUAUACGCUAGCAGUAUCAAACCAAGUAAAGCACAAGCAGCAUAACAUAAGGCCAGUGGGAGCGGGAGUACGUGAAAAUUUCUGUGGUGUAUAUCUAGAUGCCGUCAUGGAUGAAACCACAACUAAUGAUCCUGGAGGUGGUGAAGGCGGGGGUGGAAGUUCUAAUGGACCAUUAAUUUGUGCUGGAUGUCUUAAUGCUAUUGAAGAAGAUGAAUUUAUUCAAGCACUUAAUCACGAAUGGCAUAUUGAUUGUUUUCAGUGUUCAGCUUGUGAUGCUUCUUUAUCAUCAUGGUACUUUGAAAAGGAUGGCCUACUAUUUUGUAAAGAUGAUUACUGGGCAGCUUAUGGAGAAGCAUGUCAAAGUUGUGGUCAAGUUAUUACCGGACCAGUUAUGUUGGCAGGAGAUCACAAAUUUCAUCCAGAAUGUUUUGCAUGUAAUUCAUGUGGUGCAUUUAUUGGUGAUGGUGAAAGCUAUGCUUUAGUUGAAAGAUCAAAACUUUAUUGUGGAAUUUGUUAUAAACGUCAAAUGCAGCCACUUAAUCGAACAGCAAAUUAUCCGUUUGUUAGGAAGCCUCACAGUAUAAGAUUAGUUGAGAUUCCUCCUAGUAAUAAAAAUCAAGAAAAACAGAGAGGAAUUAAACUUACAUUGGAUUCAACUCCGAGUCCACAUAGUUGUGGAUGUGGUCUGCUGAGAAUUUCCGAGUUAGUGAGAAAUGUACGUGGAAAGAUGAGUAAACUGAUGACCUCUAUGGUGGAGGUUCUAUUUAAUCUAUGCUGCAGAUUCUUUAAUAAUAGACUCAGCAUGUCUGGGGAUUUAAUGUCUUUACAUAUAGGAGACAGAAUACUGGAAAUAAAUGGAACUCCAGUAAAAGAUCAACCGGUUGAAAGUAUUGAGAAUCUCAUACGAUAUUCUGAUUCAGUGUUACAAUUAACGAUUGAACAUGAUCCCGACGCGUUAUCACGACGAAAUAAUUUUUCUACAACUCAAUCGGCAUUUCUUUCAACUGCGACUAGUCCUCGAACAAGUCCUGAAAGUAAAGAACGACUAUUUAAACGUCGAGACGAAGGUUAUAUUAGUGGUAAUCGCAGCCGUCAAUUACGAAGAUCUAAAGAUCCAUCGAAUAAAGAACGUAGCAGUUCAAUGUCAAGAUUACUUGAUUGUACACCUCCAUCAAGUUCUACCUGUGAUUUAAGUAGAACGAGAUCAUUUCGCGUGGAACCAAAAACUCAACGAAUUUUUCGGGCAAGUGAUUUAGUAAAGGGUGAGCUAUUGGGUAAAGGUUUUUUUGGGCAGGUAUAUAAAGUAACACAUCGCGAAACCAACGAAGUUAUGGUACUAAAAGAAUUAUAUAGAGUAGAUGAAGAAGCACAAAAAAAUUUUCUAAAAGAAGUUGCUGUUCUUCGAUCUUUACAUCACAAUAAUGUAUUGCGAUUUAUAGGAGUACUUUAUAAAGACAAAAAACUUCAUCUUGUUACUGAGUACAUUGCUGGUGGUACUUUAAGAGGAUUGCUUCACGAUACAAAUGUACCGUUGCCGUGGGAACAAAGAACGUCGUUUGCUAAAGAUAUAGCUGCUGGUAUGGCCUAUCUUCACUCAAUGAAUAUAAUACACCGGGACCUGAAUUCACAUAAUUGUCUUGUUCGAGAGGACAAAACAGUAGUUGUAGCUGAUUUUGGCUUAGCAAGAAUAAUACAAAAUGGUAAUUCAUCAGAUAAAAGACGAUAUAGUGGAUUAUCAACAACUGAUGGUGAGACAAAGUGUCCACGUAAAGAAAGAAAAAAACGUUAUACUGUUGUUGGUAAUCCAUAUUGGAUGGCACCAGAAAUGAUGAAAGGAAAUAAAUACGAUGAAAAAGUUGAUAUUUUUAGCUUUGGUAUUGUCGUGUGUGAAAUAAUUGGACGUGUUCAAGCAGAUCCAGAUUAUCUUCCUCGUUCCUCUGAUUUUGGAUUAAAUCAAAAAGUAUUUAGAGAAAAAUUUUGUGCUAAUUGUCCAGAAACAUUUUAUAUGAUUGCUUUUUUAUGUUGUGAUUUAAAUCCAGAUAAAAGACCACCAUUUGAAGUCAUGGAAGUUUGGUUAGAAGGUUUGGCGAUGCAUUUAUCUGUUGGUGCUCCUCUUUCAUCUGAUUUAGAAUCUGAUAUCCGAUAUUAUACUGGUCCUAGUCCAAGUAGCAGUGAAUCUACAACUCCAGAAACAUUAGCACCACAAUUAAGACCUAUCAAAGAAGGAGCUAUUCAUCAGGAGAAAAAGAGAUAUUGUUGUGAAGACAGUACAUUAGAAAGAGAAACAGAUACUACUAAAACUGAUGAGUUUAAAGUACCAGAACAACCGAAAGAUCGAUAUUCACGGCAAAGUAGUCAAAAUAGUCAGACUGAUAUUUCUAAAAAUUUUGGUAAAUUUUCAAAUCAAAAUUCACGAUCUAAAAUUACUACUACUCCUACUAUUACUGCUUCUGAUUCUAAGGACAGUGAAACACCGAGUAUUAUUAUUUCACCUGAUUUAAGUGGUUUUAGUGGACGUUUUUUGAGAAACCAAACAAAUUUAAAGGAUUCUAAUCAAAUUUCAUCAUCAAUUACUAAAACAACAGAUGAAAUUAAUGAUGACGAACGUGAAUCUAAAACAUUUAAAAAUGGAUCAUCACGAGUAAUUCAAAUUACAAAGUCUCCAGUUAAAGUUAAAUUACCAUUAAUGGAAAAAAUUCGAUAUGUUGGAAAUAUAAAUACUCAAAGUAAUUUUGAAUUACCAACAGAACUUAAUAAUGUUGACAAUAAAUAUUCAUAUAAAGUAAAUUCAGUAGUCAGUCCAAAAAAUGUUGAAAAAAAAACUGAAUCUCAUGAUAAUUGUACAAUUAAAAAUGAUGAACACAAUUCAAUUGAUAAAUCGUGGAAAUCACCAGAGGCUGGUGGUUUUGUUGGUACUUAUUUUAAACAAAUUAGUAAAUUAAAAAAUUCAAUUGAAAAAAGCAAUAAAUCACUUGGUUGGCAAAAUAAUAAUUUUGAUGCGACAACGAGCAAUGAUGUCAAAAAAAAAACUAAAGAAUCAACAAAAACAUCCGCAGGAUCUUAUCUCAGGCGGAUGAAAAUUUCACCGACAAAAGAACAAACAAAUAAAAAUGCGUUUACUAGACAAGAUGAAUCUACAAGUAAUAAAGGAUCAUUGGAACAGGAUGUUCUGUUAAAAGAUAGUGAUAGUAAUAAAGAUAAAGAUAAUUUAAUUUAUAAAGAUUCGUUAAAUGAAUUAAAUAAUUCUCAUACACAAGAUAAUAAUUGUUUGUUACAAAGACAAGACAGCGUUGCUUCGAGUGUCGGUAGUAUUUUAUCUCGACAUACGAGUCUUGCAGUUUCCGAUACACUUCCAUUAAGAAAUUAUACGGAAAAAAUUUCAUCAUGUGAAAGUCCAUUUACAGAUUUACUUUAUCGUCACGAUAGUUUUUGUUCCAAUGACAUAACUUUGAAACCUGAUGAGUACUCGAGUUUAAAUGAUUUUGAUUUAAACAAUAUUGACAGUCAUAUUGAAUCUAAUGACGAAAAAUUUUUAAAAAAUCAUUUAUUAAAUACUGAUGAUAUUGAAUUUGAUUAUACAAGUCAUUUAAAUUUAUCAUCCCAUCCACAUGUUAAUUAUACAGAAUGUUAUAAAAAUAAAGAAGUUGAUUUAUGUAGACAGGAUAGUUUUUGCACAGAUAGUGCUGUUGGAACAAUGCGAAGUGACUUUUUUGAUGAUAUUGAUGUUGCUGAGUUACGUAAAGACGCUGAAGAACAUGAAAAUUGUCGUACAUCGGAUAAAUAUUGCCCAUCAAAUCGUAAUGCUUCACCGAUUGAAAGCACGGCAUUGUAGACAUUUUUUAAUAACAUAUAUAUAUUAGACUGUGCCAAAUAAAAUCGAUAUUUUUUUUUUCGGUCCCAUACCAAGUUGGCCCUCCACUCCAACUCAAUUACAAAACGCGCACUCGCUUGAAUGAGAUUUUCCAUUUAAAUAACAUAGGAAAAUCUUUUUUUAAUUUUGAAAUUUUAUAACUCGUUAACGGAUCAAUAAAGUGAAAAAUCCAUAACUAGGGACAAGAUUUUUGCCUUAACUUCGAAAUGAAUGGUUCAAAUAUUUAAUAUUACGGCGAAAAUAUUGGUCUUCUAAAAAAAUUUUCAAACAAAAGUUGUAGGAAAUUUUGUUUUAUAAAAAAAAUGUCUCUUAUGAUUUUUUUAUACGACCA